Dalotia coriaria is the source of this 1236-nucleotide messenger RNA. Its product is annotated as pseudouridine-5'-phosphate glycosidase. Gene Ontology annotation, molecular function: pseudouridylate synthase activity. The record is from RefSeq and is a predicted model, not a curated record. The transcript is spliced from 5 exons. NCBI's taxonomy places the organism in Eukaryota, Metazoa, Arthropoda, Insecta, Coleoptera, Staphylinidae. The coding region runs from base 1 to 1221 and encodes 406 amino acids.
AUGUUGCGCGUCGUGCGCCACGGGAGCAAAAUCGGGCGCGCGUUCUCCAGCCGCUACCGAAACGAUUCACGCAUCGUAUUCGGCGAGUCGGUGCGACAUGCCUUGGAGCACAACCUUCCUGUUGUGGCCUUGGAAUCCACGAUUAUCACGCAUGGCAUGCCGUUUCCGCAUAACGUCGAAUGCGCUGUCGAGUGUGAACGCAAAGUUUUACAAGCAGGUGCUACACCAGCAACUAUAGCAAUUUUGAAUGGCCGAAUCACUAUCGGAUUGAACAACAACGAAUUGGAGCACAUUGGUAAAUUAAAAUCAGACGUGAUUAAAACAUCGCGGAGGGAUUUUGCCCAUGUGGUUGGAAAUAAAUUAAAUGGCGGAACAACAGUCUCUGGCACUUUGGUGGCGGCCCAAAUGGCCGGUAUCCGGGUAUUUGCCACGGGUGGAAUUGGCGGAGUGCAUCGUAACGGCGAGAACACCCUUGACAUUUCGGCGGAUUUACAAGAAAUGGGACGUACCCCUAUCGCAGUGGUUUCAAGUGGGGUGAAAUCUAUAUUAGACAUUCCUAGGACACUGGAGUAUUUGGAAACUCAAGGCGUAUACGUUGCAACUUUUGGCGAGACCAACAAUUUCCCAGCGUUCUACACACGAGAAUCGGGCCACAAGUCGCCUUAUCACGUUUCCUGCGCCCGGGAAGCAGCCGUGGUCAUCAAGGCAAACGGCGACCUGGGACUCCAAUCGGGCAUGCUGUUCGCUGUGCCCGUCCCAGAAGAAUUCGCGAUGGACGCCGAGGUGAUGGAGCACGUCGUCAACGAGGCACUUGCGCUCGCUGAAAAACGCGGGGUUCAUGGCAAGGAAAUAACGCCGUUUCUCUUGAGUCACGUCGCGAAGGCAACUGAGGGCAAAUCGCUUCAAACAAAUAUGAGUUUAGUGCAGAAGAAUGCGCAUGUUGCAGGAUGUAUUGCAAUGGAGCUGUGGUGUCUUGAACAGGACAAUGGAAAUGGUUCUACAGGAGCGUAUGAUGAUCAGACUAAAGCACAGGAAUGUCGCUCACCAAUUGUUGUCAUCGGUGGAUCGGUGCUGGAUCGAUGCGUGACCGUGCUGGACGAUGAGAUUACGGUGAGUGCGAAAUUAAUUACCGAAUACAUUUACAACACACCCCAAAUUGUUACAAUGCUAAACCGGACGAACAAAAAACCUAAUUUUUUCAAUUUAUUUGGUGGUAAAUGACACGCAAAACUUUUC